Camelina sativa (false flax) is the source of this 1443-nucleotide messenger RNA. Lineage: Eukaryota; Viridiplantae; Streptophyta; Magnoliopsida; Brassicales; Brassicaceae. The record is from RefSeq and is a predicted model, not a curated record.
AUGAUUAAUUGGAAUGAAAGAGGGGUGGAAUCUCCGUAUCAAAAGAUUUGCUGGGAGCUUUUAAGAAUUUACGAGGAAUCGCUUCCCUUGGGUGAUUAUUCACAUGAAACCAUAACAUCUUUAAUUUCUUCUGAAUUGCUAGCCCUACAAGAUGAGUUUGGAAGAUUUGGUGUCUCUGAUUCAAGGGUUCAUCAACAGCCUCUACAAGAUAAUCAUCAAUUUCCCCUGAACAGUGGGGAUCAAGGUAUGAACAAUCGUGAGAACUGGUUUCCUUCAGAUUCUCAGCCAAAAACUAGACGAGAACUGAGUAGGUCUGAUGCUCCUAAGCCAUAUAACUACGAUUUUCAUGAAGGUAAUACUCGUGGUAGUGGUAGUGCCAUGGGUUCUCAAUAUACUUCCUUGAAUGGAAAUUUUGGAGACGUUUCUUUUACCCCAAGUAAUCCUUUCUAUGACCACCCUUGGAGUUAUGUAUUUGGUUAUAAUAAAAUCCACACUAAUCAUGAUACUAUCUUAUCAUGUGCUAAAGACCGUUUAGAGUCUCGUGUGUUGCAAGAUGUGAUUGCCAAGGGUUCAAAGGAGACAGUUGAUGAGAUAUUUGAUAAUUUGAUCUCACAUGUAUGUGAACUGAUGAUUGACCCUUUUGGCCAUCAAGUCUUUCAAAAGCUUCUAGAGAAAUGCACCGUUGAACAGAUUACUCGGGUUUUGGAUACACUCACUCAACAACCUCAUCAGUUUGUUCGGGUUUGUGUCGAUUCACACGGAUCCCAUGCAAUACAAGCUUUGAUGCAAAAUCUUUGUUCUAUAGAGCAAAUAUCUCGGUUCAUGGCUACUCUAUGCCAUGUUGCACUUCGAUUAACCAAGAAUGUUAAUUCUAAUGUGAUUAUGUUUUGCCUCAACCAACUCUCUCCUUCACAUAGCAAAUAUCUUAUGGGAGUGAUUGUUCAACACUGUUACGAAAUUGCAACUGAUCAACAUGGAUAUUUUUUGAUUAAACAAUGCAUUGGACAAUGCUCUCGAGAGCUAAGAGACAUUUUGAUUAAGGAGAUAAUCACUAAUGCUUUGAGACUAUGCAUGAAUUGUUACGGAAACUACUUGGUGCAAUAUGUGUUGGAGUUGGAAGAUUAUCAGGUGGCAAGGGCUCUCUCAAAACAUCUUGAUGGAAACUACGUGCAACUCUCUUAUGACAAGUAUGGGAGUCAUGCGGUGCAUAAGUGUUUGAAAAGCAGAGAGUUUUGCUCUAGGAGGAUCAUAACGGAGUUGUUAAGUGACAUUGAUUCACUUCUUGUAAAUCCUUUUGGGAAUUAUGUGAUUCAGACAGCGUGGAUUGUAUCCCAGGAUGAUGUGCAAAACGUUUUGUUGUACCAUAUAAACAGAAAUGUUCCGUUCAUGAAGUGCAACAGAUAUGGGAGAAAAGUACUAGAGAAACUCAAUCUUAGGACGUAG